Molecule: messenger RNA, 927 nt
Organism: Venustampulla echinocandica
Lineage: Eukaryota; Fungi; Ascomycota; Leotiomycetes; Helotiales; Pleuroascaceae
Exons: 3
Coding region: 1-927 (308 amino acids)
Source: RefSeq, a predicted model, not a curated record
AUGAAGAUCUCAGUCACCUUUGGUAUGCUUGGCCUUAGUGCCAUUGCUUCAGCAUUUCCUGCGGAUCUUGUGGCACGGACUGAGUGUUACCCUGGAACUAUGGAGAAGGGAAAGCCACAAAAAUGCGGCGACAAGAAAUACACAGUAGAAAAGAACGGCCAUUGCGUCAAACCAACCCAAGAGCUUGGUGCUUACAAAAAGACCAGUUGCCUAGGCUUCUGCGAAGAAACAAUUACCGCCGAGUACGGGCCAGAACAGCCGUUUACAGGGGGAGCGUGCCAAGCUGGAACGACAUGUGCGAUCUCAGAGGGAGAUUCCGUCACCAUCACCAACACGUAUACGAUUUCGACAAAUAUAGGUGUUUCGAAGAGAGAUGCAGAUGGGAAUGAAGUAGAAGAAGAAGUCAUUCUCGAAAGAGGAGAGGGCUAUGUUGAGGGCGGCCUAGUCAAAAGAGCUGAUGAGGCAUUGUUCAAAGCCGGGUUCGACAUUGGAGCUAGUUACUCGUACAGCUCAUCUGUCAGCUAUACCCUUACGAACGAAAAAUCCAAAGAACUCGACAAGGAUACAUGUGGAUAUUGGACGUUUAUACCUUAUGUUAUGAAAGUUUGUGGAACGAUGACCCAAGCUAAAGUGGAACAACCAACCGGGGGUCAUCUAUCGGCUGUUAGAGAUCCACACUGCUCCAAAAAGGAUUUCACAUCGAACAAGAAGUACUGCAACAAGGUUCCCUACAAGGGAAAGAAUGACAGGGCAGAUGGUCAAAUUGUUUUUGUCUACGUUGAUUGCAAAACCAAUAAGCCGAAGAGACAAGGUCAAGAUGCAGCUUACUAUUGGCCUGGCGUUGCAUCAAACGGCGGUGCGCUGCUAGAUGCCCUAACCUGCAAGGCAGUCCCUCAAAUGUGCGAACUCUUGAAGCACCUGCCAUAA